UUUCUCCACUUGAUUUUUGGCAUUUUGGACAGCAAAUUCAUCUGCUGUUUUCUCCAAAACAAAAGCUUGUCAUCCCUCCGAUUUAGCACCCAUUGCUUUACUAUAUCAUCAAGAUCCGAAAUGGCUAUACUGGAACAAAGUGCAACGCUUUUCGGGAGUGCACUGGAUCAAAUAAGGACCAGCUCUUCUGCAACUCAAAUUUUGGUCUCAACAUUAUUUUGUCUGAUUGUUUCAUAUGCUUUCAAAAAGUUACUCUUCAGAAAGGAGGCUGAGGAAAAUUUGCCUCCAGUCAUUCCACACACCAUUCCAUUCCUUGGACAUGCCAUCACAUUUGGAAUGGCACCAAUAGACUUCUUAAUGGAAGCGAAGAAAAAGUAUGGUCCCGUAUUCAGCUUCACAAUGGUCGGCAAGACAUUCACCUAUCUGAUUGGCUCAGAGUCCAGCGCCCUCUUCUUCAACAGCAGGAACGAGAAUCUAAAUGCAGAGGAGGUCUACAGUCGUCUUACGACUCCCGUGUUUGGAAAAGGAGUGGCGUAUGACUGUCCCAAUGCAGUAUUCUUAGAGCAGAAAAAAAUGUUUAAGACAGGUCUAAAUAUAGCAAGGUUCAGAGAUCACAUACCGAUGAUAGAAGAGGAGACGAUAGAAUACUUCAAGAGAUGGGGGGAUGAGGGUCAGGCUAAUCUAUUUGAGGCUGUCUCAGAGUUGAUUAUCCUGACUGCCAGUAGAUGUCUCCAUGGGAAAGAAGUGCGUUCUAUUCUCGAUGAGAAGGUUGCCCAGCUCUACGCAGAUCUUGAUGGUGGUUUCACUCCUCUUGCCUGGCUGUUACCUGGAUGGUUACCUCUGCCCAGUUUUAGAAAACGUGAUGCAGCCAAUCGGGAAAUUAAACGUAUAUUUUACGGGGCGAUCAAGAAGAGACGAGCAGGGGAACCACAGGAUGAUAUGUUACAAACAUUAGUUGACUCAAAAUACAAGAGUGGUCGUAACCUCACUGAUGACGAAAUAGCUGGAAUGAUGAUAGGUCUCCUCUUGGCGGGCCAGCACACCUCAUCAACAACAAGUGCGUGGUUGGGAUUUUACUUGGCAAAAAAUAAGCACAUUCAGGAAGAAUGUUACGAAGAACAGAAACACAAGUGUGGAGAGGACUUGCCCCCUCUCGAGUAUGGCACCCUGAAAGAGUGCACCCUCCUUGAGCGCUGCAUGAAGGAGACACUGCGCCUCCGUCCACCAAUCAUGACCAUGAUGAGAAUGUGCAAGACGCCUCAGAAAGUUGGCGGCUACACAAUCCCAGAAGGGCAUCAGAUUUGUGUGUCACCCACUGUAAAUCAGAAACUGGAGGAGAUAUGGCCCAAGAAUGUUGAAUGGGACCCUGACAGGUUCUUGGAAGAGGAAGUCUCGAACAGCGAGAAGUUUGCAUACAUCCCAUUUGGCGCUGGGCGACACCGCUGCAUUGGAGAGUCCUUCGCAUACGUGCAAGUCAAAGCUAUAUGGUCAAUACUGUUGAGGACGUACGAAUUAGAUUUGGUCGAUGGAUAUUUCCCGACGAUAAACUAUACAACGAUGAUUCACACUCCAGUCAAUCCCAUCAUUAAGUACAAGAAGAGAGUGCACUAAACCUUUAAGGACUUGCGCUAUUUUGAGAGAUUUCAAAACGAAUGAUGCUCAAAAUCAAACUUCAUCAUGGCAGGAAUUGUCAUGUCGAUAGGUCCUUAUAGAGGGUGUUUUGCUAACGAGGUCUGCUACAACAUAUUUGGCUCUUCUUGUUUUGCAUGAGGAAGUACAUCCUGUAACUUUUUUUGUUCAAGUUCGUACAUGUACGAGUUCAACUUAAACAUAAAGGAAAAAGAGACAGCAUAUAUGUGUCAUUAAAGAAUAGUGGGUUUACUUUAUGAUGAUAACGUAUAUGGACGUGUGUCACUUUAUGAUAAAUUGGCACUCGAAGUUUUUGCUGUGGAUAAUCCACGAGUCAUGCCAAUCAAAGAAUGUGAUUUUUACUGAUUUUAUGAAAUUUUUGUGAAAGUAUUAUAUCGUUUAUGAAUAAAUUCUAUGAAUGG
Lineus longissimus is the source of this 2051-nucleotide messenger RNA. RefSeq names its product lanosterol 14-alpha demethylase-like. Bases 121 to 1611 code for a protein of 496 amino acids. NCBI's taxonomy places the organism in Eukaryota, Metazoa, Nemertea, Pilidiophora, Heteronemertea, Lineidae. The record is from RefSeq and is a predicted model, not a curated record. Gene Ontology annotation, molecular function: oxidoreductase activity, acting on paired donors, with incorporation or reduction of molecular oxygen; heme binding; iron ion binding. The transcript is spliced from 10 exons.